Molecule: messenger RNA, 3301 nt
Organism: Sceloporus undulatus (fence lizard)
Lineage: Eukaryota; Metazoa; Chordata; Lepidosauria; Squamata; Phrynosomatidae
Gene: TRIM24
Product: tripartite motif containing 24
Exons: 19
Coding region: 53-3232 (1059 amino acids)
Molecular function (GO): protein binding; zinc ion binding
Source: RefSeq, a predicted model, not a curated record
CGGCCGAGGGAGGGAGGGAGGUAGGGAGGGAGCGGCGUUUGUUGGCUCAACAAUGGAGGCGUCUCCGGCCGGACCGGGGCCCUCUUUGGCCGCUCCGGCGGCAGUGCUAGUAGCAUCGGCGGCGGCGGGCGGGGAGAACGAGGCGGAGAGCCGCCAAGGCCCGUCGGACUGCCGCCUCAACCUGUUGGACACUUGCGGGGUGUGCGGGCAACACAUCCAGAGCCGGCGGCCCAAGCUGCUGCCUUGCCUGCACUCGCUGUGCCUGCGCUGCCUGCCCCCGCCCCACCGCUACCUCAUGCUGCCGCCCCCCUCCUCGGGCCCUUCGCCCGGGAACAGCGGAGCCAAGGACCCUCCGCCGCUGCCUCCGCCGCCGCCGCUGCUGCUCCAGCCCUCGCCGGCCCCCUCCUCCUCCUCCUCCUCGUCGCCAGUCUCCGCGCCGCCCUCGCCGCUCCACUGCAACCCGGUUGGUGUUGUUCGUUGCCCAAUUUGUGGCCAGGAGUGUGCAGAAAGACAUAUUAUUGAUAACAUCUUUGUGAAAGAUACUGCUGAAGUUCCCAGUAGCACAGUGGAGAAGUCAAAUCAGGUUUGUACAAGCUGUGAAGACAAUGCAGAAGCCAAUGGUUUUUGUGUGGAGUGUGUUGAGUGGCUAUGUAAAACCUGCAUCCGAGCUCAUCAGCGGGUGAAAUUCACAAAGGACCAUACAGUCAGACAGAAAGAGGAGGUGUCUCCAGAGGCUGUUGGUGUAACUAGUCAGAGGCCUGUAUUUUGUCCUUACCACAAAAAGGAGCAGCUGAAGCUCUAUUGUGAAACAUGUGAUAAGUUGACAUGCCGAGAUUGCCAGUUGCUGGAACACAAAGAACACAGAUACCAGUUUAUAGAAGAAGCUUUUCAGAAUCAAAAAGUGAUAAUUGAUACACUUGUUACAAAGCUGAUGGAGAAAAACAAAUAUAUAAAAUAUACAGGGGAACAAAUUCAAAACAGGAUCCAUGAAGUUAAUCGGAAUCAAAAGCUGGUGGAACAGGAUAUUAAAGUUGCUAUUUUCACUUUGAUGGUAGAAAUAAAUAAAAAGGGGAAAGCUCUACUGCAUCAGCUUGAGUGUCUAGCCAAAGAACACCGAGCAAAGCUUCUGCAGCAGCAGCAGGAAGUGGCUGGUCUUUCUAAGCAACUAGAACAUGUCAUGAAUUUUUCUAAAUGGGCAGUCUCCAGUGGUAGCAGCACUGCAUUACUUUACAGCAAACGCCUGAUUACAUAUCGUUUACGAUACCUCCUUAGAGCAAGGUGUGAUGCCUUACCAGUAUCUAAUGCCACUGUCCAGUUUCACUGUGAUCCUGGUUUCUGGGCACAAAAUAUCUUCAAUUUAGGUUCUUUGGUAAUUGAAGAUAAUGAGAUCCCACCACACAUGCCUAAAAGCCCUGUGAUGGAACCAAACAUGCAGCCACAAAGUGGCUUACCUUCAAAUCAACUAUCCAAGUUCCCAACACAGAUAAGUUUAGCUCAACUGCGACUUCAGCACAUGCAGCAGCAGGUCCUUGCUCAGAGGCAGCAGGCUCAACGGAGGGCAGGUCCAGUGGGGCUCCCAAAUCCUAGAAUUGCAGGGCCCAUGCACCAGACUCCUCCUCCACCUCCUCAUCCACCUCCACCUCUUCCUCCUCCUCCUCCUCAGCAGCCACCUCCACGUUUAGUUAACUUCCAGAAUAACAUGAAAUCCAAUGGCUCAGUCCCUCUGGUUCAGCCAGUGAGGUUUCCUCAAAACCAGAAUAUACCACACUCAGCUAUAAGGCCCAAUCCAUUGCAGAUGGCAUUUUUGGCACAGCAAGCUAUUAAACAGUGGCAGAUCAAUAGUGGACAUGUUGCUGCUGUUCCCUCAAAUGCCAGCAGUACAACAUCAACUCCUUCCAGUCCCACCAUUAAUAGUGCUUCUGGAUUUGAUGGGAAGACUUUUGCUCCACCCAUGAUUGAUCUGACAUCAGCAAUGGGUGGCUCCUAUACACUUCCUUCUCUUCCUGAUAUUGACUGUUCAGCAAAUAUUUCACUGGAAAACAUGGGGAGGAGAGAGAGUAUUAUGGAGCAGAGCCAGCCCAAAACUCCUUCACGGAAAACUGUACAGUCUCCAAAUUCAUCAGUGCCAUCUCCAGGCCUUUCAGGACUGGUUACGGUCUCUGGUAUGCAUCCUCCAGUUCGUUCACCCAGUGCCUCUAGUGUUGGAAGCAGAGGCAGCUCUGGCUCCUCUAGCAGACCAUCAGGUGCUGAUUCAACCCAGAAAGUCCCCGUGGUCAUGUUAGAGCCAAUCAGAAUAAAACAAGAGUCUGGCAUACCAAGUGAGAACUAUGAUUUCCCAGUUGUAAUAGUGAAGCAAGAAACAGAAGAGUCCCGGAAUCGAAAUUCCAGAUUUCCAGGUACCAUGCUUACGUCAUUGUUGUUGAAUAGCAACCGCUCCUCGGAAGUAACAGUUUUGAGAACUGAAGCACCAGACAGUACAGGUGACCAGCCAUCCAGUGGCAAGACAGGAUGGAUAGGGACUACCCAUGUUGGAGACAGUAGGAAAGAUGAUGACCCCAAUGAAGACUGGUGUGCAGUAUGUCAAAAUGGAGGAGAACUUUUGUGCUGUGAUAAAUGUCCUAAAGUGUUUCACCUUUCUUGCCAUGUUCCCACACUCAGGAAUUUUCCAAGUGGAGAAUGGAUUUGUACAUUUUGCCGUGAUUUAUCUAAUCCAGAAAUGGAAUACGAUUGUGAUGGCUCAAGUAAUAUAUCUGAGGAAAAAAGAAAACUGGACAGCAAUAUGGCAUUGUCACCUACUGAUCGGAGGAAGUGUGAAAGACUGCUGCUGUAUCUUUACUGCCAUGAAAUGAGCCUUCCUUUUCAAGAUCCAGUCCCUCCCAUGGUGCCUGACUACUACAAAAUAAUUAAAAAGCCAAUGGACCUAUCAACGAUCAAAAAUAGACUGCAGAUGCAUCACCCAUUAUACACAAAACUAGAAGAUGUUGUGGCUGAUUUCAGACUGAUCUUUCAGAAUUGUGCAGAAUUUAAUGAGCCGGAUUCCGAAGUGGCUGAUGCUGGUAUGAAACUCGAAGUCUACUUUGAAGAACUUCUGAAGAACAUUUUCCCUGAGAUGAAAUUCCCUGCUCAGCCUUACUACUGUGCUAGUCCAAACAUAUCAGAUGAUUCAGAUGAUGACUUUGUGCAACCCCGAAAAAAACGCCUCAAAUGGGAAGAGCGACAUUUUUUAAAAUGAACUGGUUAUAUGUCCUGCUAAGAAUUUUUUACUUAGAUAUUUAUCAGCAUUCAUUUUCUGGACUUUUUU